AUGGCGUGCUGCCGCUGCUGCCGCUGCUGCCGCUGCUGCAGCUGCGCAGCGGCAGGGGCUGUCAUCGCGCUUCUUGCCGCCGUGCUCACCGGCAUGUGCUACAACGCGUCUCUGGCGGCGCAGCGCCUCAUUGAGCCAAUGCCUACCGCGGAGGAGCUGCCGGCGGGGGCACGCUACUUCCGUGACCGGCCUUCUGACGGCGGGAGGCUCGAAUGGCACGAGUAUGGAUCCACUGAGCCGGGCGCGCAGGUGUGGCUUCUUGUGCAUGGAUCCGUCAGCACCGGGGGCGUCUUCCACAUCUUCCCCGGCUUUGAUCGCCGCAUGCGGGAGUUGGGCGUGCGAGUGAUUGCGCCCACCAUGCCAGGCUGGGGCGCCUCUGAUGCCUACACGCCCGUGUUCAAGAUGACGGGUGGCCUGUGGUUGGCAAGAUGGACUCAAGACACGCUGGCGCUCCUGGACUCGCUGGGUGUCGACAAGUUUGCUGUGUCCGGUAUGAGCCUGGGUGCGCCCCCUGCCCUGGCCCUAGCUGCGGCUGCGCAGAGCAAGCGCCGCCUCGUAGCCGUGGCAGCGCUGAUCGCAAACAUGUGGAACCACCCUGGCUUUGACAUUGUUGAGGCCAUCUCCUACACAGCCAUGGAGCGCCUUGCCAUCCGGGCGCUUCAGAGCCAAUACCUGGGAUCGGCAGCCGCGUGGCUCAUGCGCAAGAUGAUCCUCGGAACGACGGACUUCAGCACCAGCCCGAUGGUCCCGGACGACGUCACGUGGGACCGUGGGCUGUGGGGGAGCGACAUGCAGCGUGCCUUCCGCUAUCAGCUGGCAGGGCAGGUGCAGUCAAAUCGGCUGGCGUUCAUCCACACGCCGGCGCCGUUGGUUGAUUGGGCCGUGUUUGACGAUUCCGUCCCCGUGUAUGUCUUCUACGGCGACCGGGACGACGUUUGCCCGCCUGUGAUGGCGGCCCACACGGCCACCAUGCUUCCGUGGGCAAAGCGGAUGGAGUUCCGUGGCACGCACUUCCACCUGGAUAUCUUCAGUGUUGCCCAGGCGCUCUUUGCUGGUGCAUCCGGCUGA
Symbiodinium natans is the source of this 1068-nucleotide messenger RNA. The record is from the annotation of a GenBank genome assembly. Lineage: Eukaryota; Dinophyceae; Suessiales; Symbiodiniaceae.